GGUGCCAGUCUAUGUCCUGGCUGCUCCGCUUCUGAUCCACCUCUCUGCUAGUGGCCUGGGGGAACAGCAGAGGAUGGCCCAAGUGCUUGGACCCUUGUACCUGAGUGGGAGACCUGGAGGAGGCACCUGGCUCCUGGCUUUGGAUCGGCCCAACACUGGCUGUUGCGGCCACUUGGGGAGUGAACCAGAGGAUGGAAGACUCUCUCUCUCUCUCUCUCUCUCUCUCUCUCUCUCUCUCUCUCUCUGCCUCUCCUCCCUCUGUAUAACUCUUUCAAAUAAAUAAAUAAUUUAAAAAAAUAAAAAUAACAAUGAGCACUUCCAGAUCUUCAGGAGAGGAUGGGUCCCUUUUUCCUCUACUCAACACCACCAUACACAUAAACACACACCCACACACAUACACAAACAUGUACACACACAAACCCCACCCAACCCCCAUCUUUCCAAAGAGCCAAGGGAACUAAAAAGAAACUGGAUGUUAUAAAUUUGUGGAAAUUUUUUUGGAAAAAGACCAGAAUCAGGGAAGGAAACAUAAUACCCAACACAGAGCAGUUUCUGGAAAUAAGCCUGGGCCCAGAACAGAGCUCAUCACUGGAACAAAGACUACUCUGUAGGGGUAGCUAUGCCAGCUGAGUCCUUGGGCUCCAGUCCUACCCCAAACCACAAAAUGAGGGCCUUCAACACACUGAAGCAAUCCCCACCCAAAUUCCACACCAAUUACAUGGGGGGGGGGGGGGGCUAGCUCCACAGCCCUCCUUCUCUCCACUGCCCUGCUGAAAAUACUUUAUUAAUGAGAGGACAGGAUAAAGCCAUGUGCUCUGAGACAAUCCAGAGACAGCAAUCUGGCACCAGCCCCAGGACCGCCUGCCACCUCCGCUCCCCUGAGCCCAGCAGCACCAUGUCACUCGCACACACAGCUGCAGAGUACAUGCUCUCGGAUGCCCUGCUGCCCGACCGCAGGGGACCCCGCCUCAAAGGACUGCACCUGGAACUGCCCCUGGACCGGAUGGUCAAGUUCGUAGCUGUGGGCUUCCCCUUGCUGCUGAUGUCCCUGGCAUUCGCCCAGGAGUUCACUUCUGGGUCUCCAAUCAGCUGCUUCCCUCCUAGUAACUUCAGUGUUCGCCAGGCUACCUACGUGGACAAUUCUUGUUGGGACUCACUGGUUCACCAUGAACAGGAUGAGCCUGGCCAGUUCAAGACAAAAUCUCUUUGGCCACACAAGGCCCUCCCCUACUCCCUGCUGGCUCUGGCCAUGGCCAUGUACCUGCCAGUGCUGCUGUGGCAGUAUGCAGCUGCACCCGCCCUCAGCUCAGAUCUGCUGUUCAUCAUCAGUGAACUGGACAAAUCCUACAAUCGCUCCAUCCGCCUAGUGCAGCACAUGUUGAAGAUCCGGCAGAAGAGCUCCGACCCCCACGUUUUCUGGGAUGAGCUGGAGAAGGCCCGCAAAGAACGAUACUUUGAAUUCCCCUUGCUAGAGCGGUACCUGGCAUGCAAGCAGCGCUCACAUUCACUAGUGGCAACCUACCUCCUUAGGAACGCCCUCUUGCUCCUCUUCACCUCAGCCAUUUAUCUGUACCUUGGCCACUUCCACCUGGAUGUCUUCUUCCAAGAAGAAUUCAGCUGCUCCAUCAAGACAGGGCUGCUAAGCGAUGAGACCCAUGUCCCCAAUCUCAUCACAUGCAGGCUGACCUCCCUGUCCAUUUUCCAGAUUGUCAGCCUCUCCAGUGUAGCAGUAUACACCUUAUUGGUUCCAGUGAUAAUAUACAACCUCACACGGCUAUGUCGAUGGGACAAACGACUCCUAUCCAUCUAUGAGAUGCUCCCAGCUUUUGAUCUCCUCAGCAGGAAAAUGCUGGGAUGCCCAAUCAAUGACCUCAAUGUAAUCCUUCUUUUCCUCCGAGCCAACAUCUCUGAACUCAUCUCCUUCAGCUGGUUGAAUGUCUUAUGUGUAUUGAAGGACACAACCAACCAGAAGCACAAUAUUGACACAGUGGUCGAUUUCAUGACUUUAUUGGCUGGCUUAGAACCCUCAAAACCUAAACAUCUCACCCACCGGGCAUGUGAUGAACACCCAUAGUGAAGAAGUCAUAGAGCAAGGAAUUUUUUGGAAAGUAAGUCUCCUCGUUCCUUCUAUGCCACAAUACCAACACACAAAAAUACCUACUUUGGAAUGGCUAAGCUUGAAUUCAGCUGAAUCCUACAUCGUGUAUCACGUUAUCUAAAGAUAAUAAGAUAUAAUCAAGACAUGGAAAUAUAUAUGAAAGGUAGAGGUGAAGAGUCAGAAGACUAAAAAUUAGAUCUAGUACACUCUUGGAAGGUAAUAAACAUAAAUAAAUGUAGACAUUCUACAAGGAAAGAAGAUUCUAAAGACUAUUUCUGAAGACAGGUUCUUCUCACUAUAUUCACUCUAUGGGCCUUCUAGAAUACAUACUUUGGUUUAUCCCAAAGAGCAAAUAGGGCAACAUGUAAGAGAUUAAUAAAGAUGUGAAACCCCUGGAAACCCUUUGGUGUGACCUAAAAUCCUAGGAAUUUGUGCAGCUUGCUUUGUGGAAGUCUCAAACUUGCCUAGGCCCCCUAUGCUCCUCAAAGUGCACUGGGAGCUAAUAAUGGUUUCAACAUGUAAUCUGCUCGUGGGAUUUAAGGACAGAGUAUAACAAGGUCAGUGGCACUCACCAACUAUGCGUGGAGCCUUGAGGUAUCUAGAUGCACCUUUUAACAUCUAAACUAGAGACUAAUUUCACCAAGGGCUGAGGUUAUGGUCUGUGGACUCCUUCACAACUUUUAAUCGUCCAGGUAAGCUUUUAGUACUCUAGAGGAUACCAUAUCUUCAUUUAUAACCAAUCACUAAAUAGCAAGUACUUUGAAGUAAACACAAUCAACAGUGAAGUACUAUUCAGUACCUUCUCUCUCACCUCUGACUCACCACCCCCAUUUCUUAUACCUCUCACUCCUAUGCAUGGAUUUAAUAGAACUUUGAUCUCACUCCAAAGGCCCUGCUCAGCCCAUAAUACCAUACACGCUCUUAUUUCACAUUUCCUUUUAGAGCUACACAUUAUGUAUUUCUUGAGAAAAUUUGUGCAUUAGGACCUUUAGAUGCCUCUUCAUAUAGGCAAGUAGAAAAGUUAUGUUGCUUUUGACAAAUUCAGAAUGUGUCACCUAAACAAUAAGAUGACUGAUAUGUAGACAUUCAUCAGUGACUUCCUAUCAUCAUUGCAUACAUAUUCAACUCCUUAGCAGGUACACAAGACCUUUCAUGAUCCAAACCAUGUCAUCCCAUGCCAUGACUACUUCAGUCUCUCGUUUGGCUUCUCUACACACACCUGUUUUGCUCUAAUCAAUUACUUGUAGUUCCCAUGUUUCUCGUGAUGCUGAUCCUUUGAAUAUGUUGUUUCCAAGAUGCCUCCUCUAUACUUCACCAGGCCAACAUCUACCUCUCCUUCAGGUCUUCCUAGGAAUAUUUCCUUAAAGAAGACAUUACUAUCUCCUCCCUCCUUUCUUAACUGGGAGCUGCCAGAUCAAACAAAAUCUACCUCUAAAUAAAUGUACUACAUUGUAUUAACACUAUUAAUUUAUUUGUCUGUAUUUCCCUCCUAGACACCCUAAAGGCUGUGUCACAACAGGCACUAAAUAAAUAUCUUUCUGACAAACAAGUGACUCAAUUGGUUGCUCAACAGCAUCACGUUCUUUGGAGCAUCAUGUUUGUUGGAGCACACAACCUAGCCUUUUUCCUAUUGAGAAAAAGCUUUGUGCACAAAGCAACUGACCAAAAAAUCAAGCAAUGUGGAAAUAAUUAUGCAAAAUAUAAUAUAGCCAUAACCAGAAUGCUAGCCAUUCAUUUAAAAUCAUGUUCACAGAGAAGUCUUUAACACUGUUAAAUGAUUAUAAUAAUGGUAAAUGAACAAAAAUAUAUUCUCCAGGACCUAACCUACAUGAAAAUAUUAAACAGGUAUACUAACAAAUGCAAAGUAGUGCUUGCCAAGGAACCCACUACAGAUUUUUUUAAGUGCACUUUGUUUUGUAUGUCCUGAAUUUCUAAAACUUGCAAGCAAUGUUAUAGAAAGUUAAAAAAUAUUUCUAAUGAAGAAGAAACGGUAAACAUUUCAUGCAAAUUCCAUUAAACCACAUUGGCCAGAGUAGCCUGCAAAAUAAGACAAAAAGCACUUCCCUUACCACUAGAUAUGACACAUGUACAUGAAAAUCAAUGAUUCAAAUUAGCUCAGACCCCAAAGUAUACAAGGACAACAUAUAGCUGGACAACAAAUACACUGAGUAAUUAGCAAAUAAGAUUUGGAGGAGGGGGGGAGGAGAAGGAAGGGGAGGGGGACAUCUUCCUAUUACAGGGACCAUUUAGAUUCCAAGGUAAAGUGUCAGUCUAUAUUAUCAAAGACAUUAGUGUGGGUAUUCUGUGAGCUGAAAAUAAUUCUGGCUAUUUCCAGAAAUGAAUCUAUGUGGUUAUCCUCAGCAUGUUUGUAAAGGCAAACUUGACAUCCUAAAGAAUCGAACUAUUAAAAAGUCCAACAAGCACAACUUACAUAUGGAUGGUCAUAAAAGGACUUCCAGAAGCAUUCUCUCUGUAUUAAAACCAUCUUACAGAGUGCCUGUAAUUUCAGAAAUAAAGUACC
Molecule: messenger RNA, 4619 nt
Organism: Oryctolagus cuniculus (rabbit)
Lineage: Eukaryota; Metazoa; Chordata; Mammalia; Lagomorpha; Leporidae
Source: RefSeq, a predicted model, not a curated record